GAGGAUAGGCAGUUCAUGGAAGAUGCAGCUGUAUGCUGGACGUCCGGGAGGUAGAUGGUAUGCAGACCCGAGGCUGUGAUGAAGCGCUGGCGUGCGCUGCAGCGGCUGACCUGCCUGGCACAGGCCUUAGAAGAGCCGCUGGUCUCUGAGAUAGUUGGAGUUGCUCCGGAGAUGGAUACAGCCUCGUGGAGAAGACCUCGGCGUCUGACGUCAGCCAGGCAGACGUACACGGUGAGGCUCGCACUGUAGACGGAUAAUCCUAAUCCCGAGGAAGCUCCUGUCCUUAUAAAUAAUGGAAGAAAACUCAGAAGAAUUAGACAUGGCGGCGGUAAUAGCGAUAGAGGAUAGUGAUGGUGAUCCAUCAAACGGAGCAGAGUUACCAGCUGCCGAGACCUCGUGUGAGGACGAUGUAAGAGAAGAACCUUUGCAAAUUGAAGAACCAUGCAGCAAAGAACGUAAUGCAGAGGAUGGUGGGAAAGUUUCCCUGGAUCUAGAGAGCACAGGAAAGCAUAUAUCUAUCCAGAAAGAACUUUCUCACCUAGAAGCUUUAGCUGAACAAAGUGAUGGUCUGAGGAAACCUUGUCCCUUGUGUCCCGAGCACAGGUUUAGGCCAUGUCACAUAAAUAAGCUUCUUAGGCACCUGCAGAACCUUCACUGGAAAGUCUCUGUUGAAUUUGAAGGCUACCGAAUGUGCAUCUGUUGUUUACCCUGCGUACAAAAUACGGCGCAAAAUGAAAAUGAGAUGCCGGGUAAGAUGAGCGCUCAUUACCAUUGUAUUAUCUGCUCUGAAGCAGUGGCCCGAAGAAGAACAGAAAUGAUAAGACACAUAAAGAGACAUGUCGAGAAAGGGGAAACCAAAGCAACCUCAUCGUAUGGUAGACCACAAGAAGUUUUACAAGAGGCCAACACUGAGGUUCAGGUUCUUCCAAACUUUCAGACUCCACAGAAAUCUGGUACUUUUUUCAAUCCUGUAAUGAAAACGAACAGGCAGCUGAUAUUUUGCGCUCUUGCGGUACUGACCGAAGAGAGGAAACCAUUGGAGUGUCUGGAUGCUUUUAGUUCCACAGGCAUCAUGGGAUUGCAGUGGGCAAAGCACCUUAAUAAUUCGGUAAAAGUCACCAUCAAUGACAUCAGCGAAAGCUCUGUGGCCAUGAUCCAAGAAAAUUGCCGCCUUAACAAGAUCAGGGCAGUGAUGAAAAACGACGAGGCGCCUGAAGUGACGUCUGAAGUUACAGAUGAAGACUAUGUGGGCUCCGUAGAAGUCACUCAGAUGGACGCCAACAUCCUGAUGCACACGCGGUCCUACGAUUUCAUACACUUGGAUCCCUUUGGAACGUCUGUGAAUUAUUUGGAUGCAGCAUUUCGUAACGUUCGGAACCUGGGCAUCGUUUCGAUCACGUCGACGGACACCAGCUCUCUAUAUGCUAAGACCGUGCAUGUGGCAAAACGCCAUUACGGCUGCAACAUCAUCAGAACAGAGUACUACAGAGAGCUGGCAGCGCGCGUCAUCCUCUCAGCCGUUGCCAGGGCAGCUGCUCGGUGUAAUAAAGGCAUUGAGGUCCUACUCUCGGUGGCUCUGGAGCACUUUGUGCUGGUGAUUGUCCGGGUUCUUAGAGGACCUUCCCUCGCCGAUGAGAGUAUGAAGAUGAUCAAUAAUCUGAUUCACUGCCAUUGGUGCGAGGAGAGAAGCUUCCAGAAGGAGGGGAACAUGAUAGAAGAGAACCCGUACAAACAACUACCAUGUGACUGUCACAAAAGCAUGCCGGGGAGAUCAGCCGUCGUGCUUGGUCCCGUAUGGUCGGGAUCCUUAUUUAAUGCUGGGUUCCUGAAGAGAAUGCUGUUUGAAGCGACAACACAAGGAAUCCCAGAAGUCCUUGCGAUACUGAAGACCCUGAUCUGUGAAUCUGAAUGCACGACUCUGAAACAGUUCUCUGCGUAUCCAAGUCAAGGCGCUCAAGCCGAAGAAGGAGGCGUUUUCAUUAAAGUACCAGAAGGAGACAUUUCAGCAGGUUUAGGGAAAAGGAAAAGUCAAGAAACGACUGCAAAUCAGCCGAAAAGACUGAAGGGUGAAGUCCGCACUGAGCAUCCUCCAUUUUAUUACAGUAUUCACAGGCAUGCCAUCGGGGGCCUGAACAUACCAAAAUUGAACAAAAUCCAGCAGUUGCUCUCAGAAGCCGGGUUCUUAGUGAGUCGGACCCAUUUUGACCCCACAGGGAUCCGGACCAAUGCCAAUCUGGCCACACUGAAGGCUAUCCUGCAGAAGAACAGCAGCCUCACUAACACUCCACAGGUCGGCAGCUACAAGGAGGGCUCCGAAGGUCAAGGGGAGGACGCCACCCCUCUGCAGGAGGACGCCACCCCUCUGCAGGAGGACGCCACCCCUCUGCAGGAGGACGCCACCUUGUCAUAAAGUAAAAUUAGUUGUCUUUGUUAUGAAUUGUUAAAACCCCAAUCCACUAUUCUUCUAGAAAAAGAACAAACUGAUUGUUGGAUAAUAAACGUUUAAUGUUACUUUAACCGUU
Molecule: messenger RNA, 2522 nt
Organism: Hyla sarda
Lineage: Eukaryota; Metazoa; Chordata; Amphibia; Anura; Hylidae
Gene: TRMT1L
Product: tRNA methyltransferase 1 like
Exons: 18
Coding region: 293-2410 (705 amino acids)
Biological process (GO): tRNA N2-guanine methylation
Cellular component (GO): nucleus
Molecular function (GO): RNA binding
Source: RefSeq, a predicted model, not a curated record